Etheostoma cragini (Arkansas darter) is the source of this 1735-nucleotide messenger RNA. It is a transcript of the gene aspa, whose product is annotated as aspartoacylase. The record is from RefSeq and is a predicted model, not a curated record. Gene Ontology annotation, molecular function: hydrolase activity, acting on ester bonds; hydrolase activity, acting on carbon-nitrogen (but not peptide) bonds, in linear amides. Lineage: Eukaryota; Metazoa; Chordata; Actinopteri; Perciformes; Percidae. The coding region runs from base 228 to 1154 and encodes 308 amino acids. The transcript has 6 exons.
GGUGACCUUUUAAAGUACAGGCUGUGGCGGGGACUGAGCCGUAGACUGGAUAUGUGUUGACGGUCUACGGACUGAGCACAACAAGCCAGGGGGCACGUUACGUAAGCGCGCAGCCACAGCAGGCAUUUAAACGGGGAGGCUGCGAAGCUCCAGCUGGAAACUUUCCCUCCGCUCCGCGAGCGUGUCUUCGCCCAGACAGCAGACUUUUCUACUUCGAGCACCCAGACAUGUCUUCAUGUUUGAACGAGGCCAGGAGAGUCGCUAUCUUCGGAGGGACUCACGGGAACGAGAUGUCCGGCGUGACGCUGGUCAACCUGUGGGUGAAGAACAGCGCCGAGAUCCAGAGGAAAGGGGUCGAGACCAAACCUUUCAUCACCAACCCGAAGGCGGUGGAGAAGUGUACCAGAUAUGUGGACACGGACCUGAACCGAGCCUUUACCCCAGAAAACCUCAGUGCCCCGGGAGGAGAUGACCUGCCCUACGAGGUCCAGAGAGCCCAGGAGAUCAACAGGCUAUUCGGACCCAAAGAAAGCCCGGACGCUUACGAUGUUAUCUUCGACCUCCACAACACCACGUCCAACAUGGGCUGCACUCUGAUCCUGGAGAGCUCCAAAGACCACUUCAAUCUGCAGAUGAUGCACUACAUCAAGAAAGCCAUCGCUCCAGCCAGUUGUCUCGUUCUGCUGACUGAACAUCCUCUUUUGCAAUAUUCCACUUCACGCUCUGUUGCCAAGCACCCCGUUGGUCUGGAAGUGGGUCCUCAGCCUCAAGGUGUUUUGAGGAGCAACAUCUUUGAAGCUAUGAGGGUAAUCCUGAAACAUGCCCUGGACUUCAUCGAACUCUUUAAUGAAGGCAUGGAGUUCCCUCCCUGUACAGUGGAAGCUUUCCGGGUCUUGGAGAGGAUUGACUACCCCAGGGAUGCCAAUGGAAACAUCAUUGCCAUGGUGCACCCCAAUCUGCAGGACUGUGACUGGGAGCCGCUGAACCCCGGUGACCCUAUGUUCCAAACGUUUGAUGGAAAGACCAUCCGCUACCAUGGCUCGGGCACCGUCUAUCCCACUUUUAUUAAUGAGGCAGCCUAUUAUGAAAAACAACAGGCAUUUGUUACCACCAGGCGAGAAGCCUUGGUAGCGAGUGCCAUCAGAAAAGUAUGAAAGCUGCUUGGGAAGGCUAUCAACGAUCAUGUGUUGGCCACAAAACAUUCUCUGUGUAUAGAUUUUGCACUUUGUUCUGUUAGCACAUGACAGACUUUCCUCACAUAAUGCUAAAUACCAUCUUUUACACCCUUGAUUUAGUUUUCUAUGCAUUUACUUUUAGAAGAAUCUAUUAACUAUGCAAAGAACAUUUUUUUGGCGGUUUUGCAAUGAGUCACUGUGGAAGUCUUUGAUGGGAAGACUGGUAUAUUGCUGUGGUAAGUAUUUAUGAUACUGUUAUUUUAAAAGAAAUACAUUAAAUUAAUUAAGUUUUAUAAUAUUAAAGGCCAGACCUAAUCAUUGAUGGCUUAUGAAUCAUUAUACAUCACUUUUUAAGUUUCCUACUACUGCUCAGGACGGACAUUUUGGAUCAUAACCUGCAACUUUUGACUGUUGUUUGUCUUCUUGAAAAUAUAUUUGUAACGUCUAUGGGAGGGUGUUUGUGGCCUUAGAUCCUACCUACUGUACCCGUGACUCCAGUGGUUGCAUCUGUGGUGCUGUCCUAUUGUUGCCUUAAUAGAGAUUACAGUAAAAAAAAAAAA